GCCCCCUGCCGAGCGCGGGCGGGGGUCGCUCCAAGAUGGCGGGCGUGCCGGUGGUGCGCAUCAGCAUCGAGUCGGCGUGCGAGAAGCAGGUGCAGGAGGUGGGGCUGGAUGGCAGCGAGACCUACCUCCAGCCGCUCUCCAUGUCCCAGAACCUGGCGCGCCUGGCGCAGCGCAUCGACUUCAGCCAGGGCUCCGGCUCCGAGGAGGACGAGCCGGGCUCGGCGGGCCGGCCCUGGGCCGAGCCGGGCGAGGCGGAGGAUGAGGAAGGGUUGGUAAAGUUCCAGCCGUCCCUCUGGCCUUGGGAUUCAGUGAGAAAUAACUUAAGAAGUGCCUUGACCGAGAUGUGUGUGUUGUAUGACGUUCUUAGCAUUGUGAAGGAUAAAAAGUUCAUGACUCUAGAUCCAGUCGGGCAGGAUCCCCUUCCUCCAAAACAAAAUCCUCAGUUUCUACAGCUGAUUUCAAAAAAGAAGUCAUUAGCUGGAGCAGCUCAGAUUCUGUUGAAAGGUGCAGAAAGAUUAUCCAAAUCAGUUGCUGAAAAUCAAGAAAAUAAGCGACAGAGAGACUUCAAUUCUGAACUGUUACGACUGAGACAACACUGGAAGCUGAGAAAAGUGGGAGAUAAAAUUCUUGGUGAUCUGAGCUACAGAAGUGCAGGGUCCCUUUUUCUUCAUCAUGGCACAUUUGAGGUGAUAAAGAACACUGACAUUGACCUGGAUAAAAAGAUACCUGAAGAUUACUGUCCUUUGGAUGUUCAAAUUCCAAGUGAUUUAGAGGGAUCAGCAUACAUCAAGGUUUCUAUUCAAAAACAAGCACCAGACAUUGGUGACCUCGGGACAGUCAAUCUCUUUAAAAGACCUUUGCCAAAAUCAAAACCAGGUUCUGCACACUGGCAGACAAAGUUGGAGACUGCACAGAACGUUCUUCUAUGUAAAGAAAUUUUUGCCCAGCUCUCACGAGAAGCUGUUCAAAUUAAAUCACAGAUUCCUCACAUCGUAGUGAAAAAUCAGAUAAUCUCCCAGCCUUUCCCAGGUUUGCAGUUGUCUAUUUCUCUGUGUCACUCUUCCAAUGAUAAAAAAUCACAAAAAGCUGCUUCUGAAAAACAGAAUCCAGAGGAUCAUCUCUAUGUUCUGGAACAUAAUUUGCAUCAACUUAUCAGAGAGUGUCAUAAGCAAACCCUGAGCUCAACAGUGAUGCCACAUCCAGCUAGUGCACCUUUUGGCCAUAAGAGAAUGAGACUUGCAGGGCCCCAGGCUUUCGAUAAAAAUGAAAUCAGUUCUUUACAGUCAAAUGAAGGACUUCUGGAAAAGAUCAUUAAACAGGCAAAGCAUAUAUUUUUGAGACGAAGAACUGCUCGAACCAUAGACAGUCUGGCGAGUCGUAUUGAGGAUCCUCAGAUUCAGGCUCACUGGUCCAAUAUCAAUGAUGUUUAUGAAUCCAGUGUUAAAGUUCUAAUAACUUCUCAAGGAUAUGAGCAGAUAUGCAAAUCCAUUCAACUACAGCUGAACAUUGGUGUUGAACAAAUAAGAGUUGUGCAUAGAGAUGGAAGAGUUAUUACAUUGUCCCAUCAAGAGCAAGAACUGCAGGAUUUCCUUUUAUCUCAGAUGUCACAGCACCAAGUACAUGCAGUUCAGCAGCUUGCAAAAGUUAUGGGAUGGCACGUUCUGAGUUUCAGUAAUCACGUUGGUCUGGGGCUGGUGGAGAGCAUUGGCAAUGCGUCAGCAAUAACUGUAGCAUCACCAAAUGGAGACUAUGCCAUUUCAGUCCGUAACGGUCCAGAAAGCGGCAGCAAAGUCAUGGUUCAGUUUCCACGGAGCCAGUGCAAAGAUCUCCCCAAGGGAGAUGUCCUGCAGGACAGCAAAUGGAAUCAUCUCCGGGGGCCAUUCAAGGAAGUUCAGUGGAAUAAAAUGGAGGGGCGUAACUUUGUGUAUAAAAUGGAACUUCUCAUGGCUGCCCUAACUCCUUGCUAGUGAAGCAUCAGCCCCUCUCUGAGGGCUUUGAAGUGUCUUUGUGCAAUGAUAAAUGCCAGUGCAGCAAGGGGAAAUGGGAGCUAUGGGCCAAUAUAAGAAAGCGAAAUCAAAUUUAUUUCCUGUACAGAAAAAGCCAUUUUGGUAUUUAUAAUAAAACCUUUUUCAGUGACAUAUAAUAUACAUCUAAUUUUUUGUAAAAGUUCCUUUCAGCUGUAUCUUUGAAAUUUGCUCUGUCCACGGAGUGAUAGAUGAGUAAUUAAUGUAUUUUUUGUUUGUAAAAUUAAAUUUGGUAGUCCUUGAGUUGAAGCAUUCUUGAGUUGGAAUUUUUGUACAUUGAUGGGGAUUCUGGGUGACCCCUUUGUUUUUGAAAAAUAUGUUUACUUGGCAGUUUAACUUCAGAGUGUUAUGAAGUCACUGCCUAUGGCAGAAGUCUUUCCUCUCUGAUGGCCUGUGUCAUGUCGGCUACUUUGCCUGUUUUUUGACCUUGUUUUUUACAAGAAUAUAGAAGAAAGGGUCUUAUUUGGCUUGCAAAGUUCUGACAAUUUGAGUUUGUGGGUGAUUUGUGACUGGAUAGAAGGAGGUAACUCUCAUGCUGUAGACCUCCACCCUUGAGUAUCUGGGUCUCUCUCCUGCAUUCUCCAUGAUUAUCAUUCAGAGAAAUAAUAGUAUCUUCCCAAAUAUCACCUCCUUAGAGAUCUUUCAAAAUAAAAAAGUCACUUUUUUUAUAGUUUUGGUUGUAAUUCUUGAAAUUUACAGUAUGGUGUUCAACAAAGCUUUCAUUUUGUUUGGUACUUAAGUACUAAGUGUCAUUUUGCAACCUGUUUAUGUAAACUGGUUCGUAUUCAUGUCCAUGUUGUCUCAUGAGAUAUCUGUCUAUAUGUAUAUAUAUGAACUUCUUGCACAUAAACAUGGUCAAAUUGAGCAUCACA
This is a messenger RNA of Lonchura striata (white-rumped munia), 2896 nucleotides long. RefSeq names its product mediator complex subunit 17 (gene MED17). Lineage: Eukaryota; Metazoa; Chordata; Aves; Passeriformes; Estrildidae. Gene Ontology annotation, molecular function: transcription coregulator activity. Gene Ontology annotation, biological process: regulation of transcription by RNA polymerase II. Gene Ontology annotation, cellular component: mediator complex; core mediator complex. The record is from RefSeq and is a predicted model, not a curated record.